AUGUUCGGGGCGCAGCAGCAGCUGCAGCCGCCCGCGCUGCCCCCGCACCUCCAGCAGCAGCAGCACUACUACCGGCGGCAGCAGCACUACAGCACCCUGCCCGCCCGCCGGCCCUGCCCCGAGCCGCCGCCCUGCCCCGAGCCCCCGCCGUGCCCGGAGCCGCCGCGGCCGCUGCCCUGCGUGGACCCCGCUCCGCACCAGCAGCAGGACGGCGCCGUGGCCUACGACCGGGUGCGCACCUACGGGCCGGGCUGCCGCCGGGUCAGCACCUCCUGCUCCUCCCGGGCCGCAUCGCCGCUGGACUGCGGGCACGGCUGCGACCCGCCACAGGGCACCAUCCGCAGGAUCAUUAUCGAGAACCCGGAUCAGGAGCCAUUAUCCCCUUUUCUUCGAGGGGCCAGUUUCUCUCCUGGAAAUAAUGUCAUCUAUGAAAAAACAAUAAGAAAAUAUGAGCUAUUAAAUCCCCUCCAAGAGCGGCAGUUCCCGGUGUGCCCGGCGGAGCCGUGCCCGCCGCUCGUGGUCACCCAGCAGUGCCAGCAGACACAGACGGGCAGUCCCUGCGAGCUGUGCCCGGGCCCGGGGAGUGACGAGUGCCGGGGACACCCCGUGAGGAGGGGCACGGUGAGCUGCCCCCAGGACAGCCCCGAGCAGCUGGACUGCCGCUUCUUUGGGGAGCUGCUGGCCGAGCUGCACCGCAAGAGCAAUGACCUGUACAGCUGCUUGCUGCAGCACGUGGAGAAGAUUGGGACAAGGAACCACGACAUUGAAUUCACGUGCCAGACUGAAGAUAUUGAAGAAUUAAUUCCCAAAGGACUGUCUGAGGCAACAAAGCAGCAGAUUCGUUAUCUCCUCCAGAUGAGAGUGACGUCGGACAAAUCCCUGAGACUUGUGCUUUCCACGUUCAAGAACCUGCGGGAGGAGCUCUGCCAUUUGCAGGAUGACCUGGGGAAGCUGGAAACUGACAAUGUCUUGCUGAAGAAGGAUUUGGCUUUUAAGGAUUCCCAAGUGAAAGAAUAUGAAACAAUGCUGGCUUCUCUGAGGGAGAACAAUCGUCAGCAGCAGCAAGGGCUCAGGGACAGCACUGCCAAAUGCCGCUCCCUGGAGGAACAGCUCCUGUCCCUGCGGCUCAGCGAGGGUGACAAGGACUGCCAGCUGAAGGAGCUGGAGUACAGCAAGAGGGCCCUGGAGCAGGAGAUCCAGAGCCUCAAGCUGCAGAGCUGCUCCAGCCCCACCCUGCAGACCACGACAGACGAGCUCUCCAGCCGCUACGUGGAGAUGAUCAACAACCUGAGGGAGGACAAGGACAGGGAGAUCCGCAGCCUCAGGUCCCAGCUGUGCCAGUUCCAGCAGGACAUAACCAGGAGAGAGGGGAGCAACAGCGACUUGCAAAUGAGGCUGCACGAACUGACAUCGCUGCUGGAGGACAAAGAGGCUUUUAUUAAACAACAGCAGGAGGAGCUCUUCAGACUGAAGCAUGAGAAGUUAUCAGGCAGUCAGUCCCCUGGGGUGACAGCCAUCAUCACUAAAAAGUACAGGAAUCAGUAUCCUAUUCUGGGUCUCCUGUCUGAUGACUACAAGGUCACAUCACCUGUCAAUAAAUCACAAACGAUUGUAAUUGAGAGGACUGGAGAGAUCUGGAAACAUGAAUGAGAGAAACCUCUGAGCCCUCAGAGCUGCUCCAAGGAGUUCACAAACCACUACAACUGCUUUACUUUCUGCUCUUCUGCAUCCAAGAAAAGGUUCAGUCUUAUAGUGAGCUCAGCUGGGAAAACAUUAAGGACUCACUU
Messenger RNA from Onychostruthus taczanowskii (white-rumped snowfinch), 1787 nucleotides. RefSeq names its product POF1B actin binding protein (gene POF1B). The record is from RefSeq and is a predicted model, not a curated record. NCBI's taxonomy places the organism in Eukaryota, Metazoa, Chordata, Aves, Passeriformes, Passeridae. Gene Ontology annotation, cellular component: adherens junction; bicellular tight junction; actin filament. The coding region runs from base 1 to 1650 and encodes 549 amino acids. Gene Ontology annotation, molecular function: actin filament binding. Gene Ontology annotation, biological process: bicellular tight junction assembly; actin filament organization; epithelial cell morphogenesis. The transcript is spliced from 15 exons.